Messenger RNA from Perca flavescens (yellow perch), 540 nucleotides. RefSeq names its product myosin light chain 5. Gene Ontology annotation, molecular function: calcium ion binding. The record is from RefSeq and is a predicted model, not a curated record. The coding region runs from base 1 to 540 and encodes 179 amino acids. Lineage: Eukaryota; Metazoa; Chordata; Actinopteri; Perciformes; Percidae. The transcript has 7 exons.
AUGGAUUUAAAUACGAUUGCGAGCAGAAAGACCAAGAAGAAGGAAGGAGGAGCUAAAAGAGCUCAGAGAGCCUCGUCCAACGUGUUCUCCAUGUUUGAACAAACUCAGAUCCAAGAGUUCAAAGAGGCGUUCACGCUGAUCGACCAGAACCGGGACGGGUUCAUUGAUAAAGAAGACCUGAAGGACACCUACGCCUCUCUGGGUAAACUCAACGUGAAGGACUCGGAGCUGGAAGACAUGCUGAAGGAAGCCAGCGGCCCGAUCAACUUCACCAUGUUCCUCGGGCUGUUCGGAGAAAAGCUGCACGGUACUGACCCUGAAGAAACCAUCUUAAAUGCUUUCAAACUGUUCGACCCAGAUGCCCGAGGUUUCGUCCACACACACGAAUUACAGAAACUUCUGAUGACUCAGGCGGACCGCUUCACACCUGAGGAGGUGAAGCAGAUGUUUCAGUCGUCGAACAUCGACGCGGCCGGAAACCUGGAUUACAAAUCUCUGUGUUACAUCAUCACCCACGGAGAGGAGCAGGAGGAAGCCUAA